AGGCCUAUAAAAUUGUUUUGUUAUAACGAGAGCACACCGAAUCUUUUUUGUUAUUGAUUUCGCAAGACACGGCGAAACGCGACACGAAAAAGAAUUUGCAUAAAAGAAACUGAUAGUAACGUGCUUAAAUUACGCCUUAUCGAUACCAACGCCGUUGGAUAAAUACGAUUUUGUAGAUCGUUAGUAAUAAACGCCUGAAGAUACGACUGAGCAUUUCUCGGCUUUAUGGCUGGGUGAAAUAUUUUCCGUAAAUAUGGCCUUUGCUAUCUGCCGAUUGUUUCGUCGGCGUGGUCUCUGUUAACGAACAAAAAUAGAAAGAAAACUCAGAAAUCGGGGGGUUUGUGGAAAAGACAUUAUAAGAGGAAAACAAAGCCCUUUUCAAAUACGUUAAUCCGAUUUUUCGGAUAAAGAAUCGUUGAUAAAUUACGCGUGAUUGUGAAGCGCCGUGUCUUUGUAAGGUUUCCCUCAUUUUCCGUGAAACUGUAAAAACCAAUCGACGCAGAACGGAUAUGGCAAAGAUUGUUCUAUCCGAUGAUAUUUAUUUUAUAUAUGACGGCAGUUUAGAUUAGGCUUAGAUGUUAUUGUACGCGCAGGUCUAGAGUUAGCAUAUGUUGUGGCUUUGGUGUUUAAUAGUUCAUUCGCCCUGCGACAACGCAUCGGAAAUUUAUUAAAUGUAUGUUAGUUUGCUUUUUUGUCGAGAGACGAAAUCUACUACAGAGAAAGAGAGGUCCCUGAACAGUGUUGUUUAGGAGUUACACGAUUUAACGAUUUUUAAAUACUCGGAAACAAAGAGUCUUUCGUUCCCUUACUUCCGUGACGCGGGUCGUUUGCAGUGCUGUAAAUGAUCCUUCAUAUCAAAUGUGACUUUACACAUGAAAGGAAAUUUUUGUAAAUUUAACAAGCGGAGAUAUUUUCAAUUGGAAUUCUUACGAGUCUAAAGUGCCAGGAAAAAAUAGAACACGGAUACAGCUGAUUACUGUGAAAUCUAACAUUGUUGUUGAGUGACAGUCGUGUAAAUUUCAUUAAGCGGAAAUAUACACAUUAUUUUGUGUGCGUAGCCGCUACAUUUUCUGCUGGAUUGUAAUAGGGCUGUCGUUUAUUAUUUUACCUAGAAAGCUUACGUGCUUGUUCAAUUUUAUCUGAGUAGAUCUAAGAUCAUGUGACCGCGUAUAAUUACCAGUGACGGCGUUUCUUUAACAUCGAUAUCUUUAUACACCAAACAUUCAGUUACGGAAACAGCCCCAACUCUUAUCAAUCGCUGGAGUGCGAGAAUAUAUUGUGUGUGCCUUUAUAAUCAUAGAUUUUUAGCACAUAUUAAUGUUGUUACGAUCAGCUACGGAAUUGGACGAUUUUUUCUCUCUCUCGUUUCUUGAUGGAUUAGUAACUUUAAUGUGAGAUUCAUCUGGUCCGAUUAAAUCGUUGCCGAUCAUUAUGAAAUCGUACUAAAGCACACGAGGACGUGUUCUUCGGGGGAUUUAGAAACGAUAUCCGGGGUUAUUUGUUGAAAGCGUCGCGGCACGGCGGUCGGCUCAAUACUGACUUAAUUUUAAAGUGCGUGUCGAGCGACGCGGUAUUGGGUUAUUUGUCUCUAAACCAUGGGUCGAAAACCAUCUACGGAAAAGAAGAAAAGGGGACCAAAGAGACCGAAAAGGGGUUCCAAACCUCUGAAAAAUGACGAGUGUACCCAGUCCUUGCGAGAAUUACCGGCCAAGAAAAAAUCACGAGAAUUGGGGAACAUUUCCGCAAUUGCAAAAAUUGACAUGCAGGCUGUUACAGCUGAGGAUGUUGUCACUCCAAAAACCCAAGAUGGUGAGGUCAUCCUGGACGUGGAAUGUGGCCCUAACAAGGCAAUAUUAUUUCUAUCAAAACUUUGUCAAGGAAGCAAAGGACCUUGUAUAUCGUUUCAAGGAGCAUGGCUAACUCCAAAUGAAUUCCAGUUUGUGAGUGGACGGGAAACGGCCAAAGAUUGGAAAAGAUCUAUUCGACACAAUGGCAAAAGCAUCAAGUUAUUAAUGGCUAAAGAUAUCUUGACCAUUACGCCAGACAACACAAAGAACGGAGAAUCGAUACCAAAGAAAAAAUCAAAAUCGACAUUGGACAAGAAAAAAAGUAGCCAGGAAAAUGUUGGAAAUGACGAAGUGAAAAGCGAUAACGUACCAACAUGCCCUGAAGCUGAAAAUAAGGAAAAUGUACAAGUAGAAAAUAACAACAGCAAGGACUCCGACGAUGUUAAAAACGAGAACCCCAAAUCGACGGCGGACGGCGACAAUAGAAUAGAGGAAAGCUGGGAAGGCGGAAGUGAUACGACGGAGCCUGUCGAUUAUGAUUUCGACAAAAGCGGGUUUGACGAAGAAACAUCGAACGUAAUCUCUGAAUGCGACGCUAUUAAAGCUGUAGCCAAAUUAAAAACAGAAGACGACGACCGAACGAAAUCAAACUCCGUCGUCUUAGAUGAAGUCGCUCAGAAAAUAACCCCAUCAAACCCCGAUAAAAUUCUACAGAAAGAAGGGAAUGACUUGGAGCGGAAAGCGGAAAGUUUUGAUUGUAACCACAUUUCAGCAAAAAUCAAUGGUGGAAAAAAUGAGAGCAAAAGCGAAACGUGUUCAAGUGAUAACGAAGCAAAAGAUAAUGAUGUAUCCGAUGAAAUCAAAUGCUCGUCGAAGGAAGAGACGAAAGAAAUCUCGGCCGUUCCUGUCCUCAAGAUAAAGAAACGGAGGAUUGCUAAAAAGAAUAAAACGAAAGGUCCGGACAUAAAACCUCCCAAAAAAGCUGUUUCUGAGAAAAUUAAAAAGAGAAAGCGUAAACUGUCAGUAUCGACCACCAAAGCUGCUAAAUAUACUGAAGGCGAGAAACUUGCGUCAGAAGAUAGCGACAGGGGAAAAAGCGGCGGGAAACCAGCAGACGACAACUUCGAACUUGGCGACAAAAACGACAACAGUGUUACAGCAAAUGACAGAAAUAGCUGUCCUCGAGAGUCCAGACUUGGAAGCAUCAUUAAUCAACUAAGAGAAAGUAGAGAAAAACGAAAACCAGGCCGAAGUGGCGAUGAUGUUUUCAAAGGUGAAAACGACGAAUCGGAAAAAGGAGAGAUAUCGGAAUAUGCCGAUUCAAACAUUCCAGUUUUAUCAACUGAAACAAAGGACGGAGAAAAUCGCGGGAAAAAGCAUACCUCUAAUCGUGAAAAAUCUCCCCGUAAACAUAGCCAAGUGAAGCGAUCACCCUACUACAUGAAAAAAGAAGCAAAGCAAAAGUAUCUGGAGAUAUUUGAGAGAGAUGUGGAUGUUUGUAGUUCUCCAGAGAGUAAUGAAAGCCCAGCAAUAUCUAGUUCAGAUAUAAAAAAGCAUCCGGAAUCCCGUGUCAAGACGGAAUCAGAAUCUAUGUGCAUUUCAAAUCCGGACCAUCCAGAGACAUCGUCAGUUACACAUACAGAGAAAAUGGACGAAAACAGAAAUCGGUAUAAGCCAUGUAAAACAUUUAGUAUCGAUAGCAUCAUUUCAACAAGUCAAAGUUCAACACAAAAAUCUUCCCCUGAAUCAACGAAGAAAGCCAUACCGACCAUAUCUAUUCCUAAUACCGUGUCAUCUCAUAGUAACAUCUCCGAUCACAGUCCCACAGAUUAUAAUAUUUUUAGCAGAUCACCCAAUUCCACGUCACCCAGCAGAACAAAUUCACCAUUAUCACGAAAAGAACAUAUCCUACAGAGAACCGGAAGUCCCAGGAACGGGGUCCGGUCACCGCCACCUAACCCUACCGACCACUAUAACGAAUACAUGAAAGCGCUAGCAGCAACGUAUUCCAUAUUACCAAGUCCAACGCUUUAUGACCACUACUUCAGAUCUCCAGAAAUCCCGUUUCAUCCCGGAUAUGUGCAUCCGUACAUGUUUCCUUCCUUUACAGACCAUAAACAUCAUCUUCAAUCAUUCGCAGCGGCUGCACGUCCGCAGACGAUCAAAUCAAAGUCAGUGACGUCACCAAAAGUUGCUUCUCCGGCAGUAUUAGAUUUGACUCGGUUACCACAUAUGAUGACAUCAUCCCAUACUAUUACCAGUACUACGCCGAGUUCAGAGUCGUCCAAAAGAGCGACAAAACGUCCAUUAGUGUCGUCAGAGUCAGUCUUAGACUUGUCAUUUAAACGUCCCAAGCUUCAUAAUAGUAACAUAUUUGACAUUCCAAAGUGCAAUAUUGAAAGUCCUUUCAGUAACAGUGCGUAUCGUCUGCAUCAAGAGCUGUAUGGAGCAUGGCGAAACGAGCACUUGCCAUCGCAAAAUUCAAAACAAACACAUACCAGCAAUGGAAAGGCGUCAAAGCACGAUGGAUCAUCGUGCCAUUGCGCUGAAAACAGUUCCAAAGAUAUCCGCAAUUGGUCAGUUGAAAAGGUUGGACAGUUUCUGAAAAGCCUGGAGGGUUGUUCACCCUAUGUUAAGAUUUUCCAGGAGAACAAAAUAUCUGGAAAAUACCUUCCGCUCUUGACCACGGAUCAACUUGUGCUCCAUCUGGGAAUGAAGGACAAGCCUGCUAGAAUCCUCUGCGAGGCCGUGACAAACAAGGUGCUAGAACUACGUAAAUACUCCAUUCCAUGCGCAUACUGCAAAACGAAGAAAAAUCACCUGCAGUCUCAAGUUUGCUUUUAGAACAUUAUGUAGCAAGUUGGAAAGACAGAACAUGGCAGACAUAUUCGUUUUCCUUGGACUUUUUAAUGAUCUCUGACAAUCGUGACAAUCACAACUAAAGUACAUGUAUGAAAUGUUUACAAUGAAUAUUUGUUAAUUGAGUAGGAGUGUUCUGUACAGAAGGGUGACAUUGUGUAGUGUAAUGCGACGCCCUCAUGAUAGUUUAGACUUUAGUCAAUGUUUUGUGUAGAUGGUGCUGAAGAAACAAUUUAUCAAGUGGCAAAAGUGCUGAUAUUGUAAUGAAUAAUUAUCCAUUUUUUGUUAAUUCCGGAUGGAAAAGAUAUGAAAUUAGGAUAUCCAAGCUGUAAGUUCCAAGUACAUGUAUAUUCCCUCACAAAGUAUUCCCCUCUCCAUCUUCUAAGUCAAUGUUUCGGACUAGGCUCACCUAUGAAUGCGCAAUGAAGUCGCCUUUGAUACAUCAGAAAGACAAAGAUGAAAAGUCUGUGGCUGUAUCGAUCAUAGUCUUAGUUUAAUAAAGUUAAAGCGUACGGUGUUCAUGAUUAUAAUAGCAAUAUCGUCAGCUAAGUUUGUUCAUCGAUGACGCAGAUACCCUCGUUAUAUAUAUGUAUCGGCUGCAGAUAAUGUGUAGAGCACGCAAUUCAUUUACUGGGGGGGAAAUUAAAUCAAAAGUUUUAUUAUACAAUUUUGUCUGCCUGACUUAAGAAUAGGAGUUCGAUAUAUUCCACUUUAUAUGUGUUCAGCGACGUUUUCGAAAUCGGUUGAUUUUGAAAGUAAAUCGAUAUUCUUCAAAUCGUUACUGCAAGAAUUGUACAAAUUGAUACCAUUUUAGAGUACUGGUCACAGAAAUUGAUUUUAUAUACAGCUGGUUGCUAUGCAAGUAUAUAUACAUGUAAAGGGAGAACACCUACUUCAACUGAAAUCCAUUAGUCGGUAGUUAUAAAUGUGUGUGUUAGAGUGUAUAAAGUGUGUGAAACAAAAUUUAUGAGUUCAUUCUUGGAAAUAAAAGACAAAAUUCCAAUUUUUGUUUGGAAUAGUAUCACUAUGGCUAGAUACAUUGUAUGUGUUGUCAAAAAUAUGUUGUAGUGGGUAUCACAGUUGAAAGAUGAACACUUUGGAACUUAUCUUUGAUCGUAUUAUUGUAUAAUUUAUAUUACAUAUAUAUAUAUGCAACAAAAAUAACUGUUAUCUGAACAAUUUUGAUGUUGACAAAUAAAAAUAGAGAAUGAA
Molecule: messenger RNA, 5858 nt
Organism: Ostrea edulis (European flat oyster)
Lineage: Eukaryota; Metazoa; Mollusca; Bivalvia; Ostreida; Ostreidae
Exons: 6
Coding region: 1596-4631 (1011 amino acids)
Biological process (GO): positive regulation of transcription by RNA polymerase II
Molecular function (GO): RNA polymerase II cis-regulatory region sequence-specific DNA binding; DNA-binding transcription activator activity, RNA polymerase II-specific; protein binding
Source: RefSeq, a predicted model, not a curated record